Chelmon rostratus (copperband butterflyfish) is the source of this 3098-nucleotide messenger RNA. RefSeq names its product zinc finger protein 585A-like. NCBI's taxonomy places the organism in Eukaryota, Metazoa, Chordata, Actinopteri, Chaetodontiformes, Chaetodontidae. The coding region runs from base 59 to 2806 and encodes 915 amino acids. The record is from RefSeq and is a predicted model, not a curated record. The transcript is spliced from 6 exons.
CACGGUGCUGGAAACGGUCCCUGAACUGCUCACUGACACAGAGAAAGGCCAGCUAGUUAUGGGUCUACGUGCCAAGGUGGUGCUAGAGUUGUGCCGUAAUGAUGGUUUUGCCAGCCCACAGGCCAUGCAGCCUCAUCUGAGCAGAAUAAACACCUACAUUACAAACCAGGAUAAAGAGACUUCUGGUUCUGAGGUAAAAGCAUCAGUGACAAACUUCAUGGAGCUUGUUCACACUCUAGUAGAUGAUCAAUGCCAGAGGGAUAUCUUUUAUCAGAAAAUCUUCCCAACAGUGUUCGGUCCUAAAUAUGACUCAGCCCUACAGGCUCUAAUGAGAAAGUUCCUCUUCAAUCUGCAGAUGCUGCUGCCCGUUCCGAACCUUGAGCAAACUUCCCUUUGGCUCAGUCUCUCCCCUUCUAUCUUGAAAGAGUGUGUAGACUUCAUGAAUCGACCUGAGCCCCUGCAUACACUCAUUAGGCAUCACAGACAUCAUGGGCACAAAGUUCCACAAGAUUUGUCUUCCACUGCUGGUGACUGCAUCCUUUCCAGCCUGUCCUAUCACCUACCAAAUGUGGACAAUGAAGAAGGAGACGUGCUUAUCAAACCUUUAUCCCUGUGUGUCUCAGAAGAUUGGCAGAGAGAUAGCUUACUUGGCAGUGAGUCAAAAAAGGAUGAAGAGGAAAACUUUCAGGAGACAAAUUCAGAAUGCUUGAGGGAUGCAGAAAGAAACGGACAGCAGCAUGAUGAUGAUCUGACUGACGACCAGGGAGCCUCUGUUGAAGUGAUACUUCAACCUUUUGAUGAAGGUGAGUCUACUGAUGACGAUUGCAUGGACAACAAAUGGUUUCGCCAUUUGAAAACCGACAGUCGGACAUCCUCAAAAACCUUCAAGUGUCUUGUUUGUGGCCAACAUUUUGGUUCCCUGAACAAACUAAAGAAGCACAAGACUUCCCACAGUGGCUGCUUUACAGACAGAACGAGUCAGUCAAACUCUGCCAGCCGAAGUAGCUUUUUUAAGAAGAUAAAUUUACAUCCUAAACCAAAGACUUCCGUUGAGAAUAAUGCUGCUAGACGUGUGGCUGAGCUUUCGCCAUCACCAGGUGCCACAACGCAUAACCCAUCAAAUUUAAGCAGUCUUCCGAACUUCGAUCGGUCUAAUGAUGACUGUAACCUUGUUUGUCAUGUUUGCAGCAGGGUUUUCACUUACCAAAAGAACUUUGACAAACACCAGAGGAUUUGCAUGGUCGGAAGUAAACGACAAGCAGAGGCGGACCCACAGUGUUCCACAAGCUUAGCUUGUCACGGCGAUAAGCCCAAAGAGUCUCCUCCCAGUGACACAGAAACUGGGCCUUCACAUGUGUCUGUAACAGUGGAGUCAGUGUCUUUGCACUCACCUCAAGAGCGAUCGUGUAAAAGAAGCCGUCGUGCCAAACAAUGCUCCGUAUGUCGGAAAAUAUUUACCUGUUCUCCUGACUUGAUGAGGCACAUGAGAUGCCACACUGAACAGAGUCCUUACCUUUGUUCUUAUUGUGGGAAAGACUUUGACAACUGGGAAGACUGCAACACACACCAGGAAGGUAAAUGUGGAGUUUCAAACAAGCAUUCACAGGACAAUUCCUCGAGCAGCACAAAGGAAAGGAAUCAGGAGAAUGCAGUUGUUUCAGGUGAUACAGAUCAGGUCCCAGCAAUCACAGAUGCACCUGCCAACUCGCAGGCUCUGCAGCCAUGUAAGUCAAAUCUGAUGUGUCAGGAAUGUGGCCAGAGUUUUACUUACUACAAGAGCUUUGAGAAGCACCAGAACAAAUGUCCCAAAGGAGCUCCUCGAAGGAAAAAGCGAGCAAACAUGAACCAUUUCGUUAUCAGUGGGUGUAAUUUCCGAUCAGCCGACAAUACGAGCGGGAGCCGUGCUGAGGCAAGUACUGAAACAGCAAAAACUCCAUCCUCUGCAAACCACGCAGGCGGCACCCGGGCUAAACCUCGCACCAUCAAGUGCAGCAUGUGUGAGAAGAACUUUUCCAAGAUCGUCCUCAUGAAAAGACAUUAUUCAAAGUCACAUAAAGUUCGAGGCUCAUACCCCUGUCCUUUGUGCAAGACAACGUUUGUGAGGUUGUGCGAAUUGGUUCGACAUCAGCAAAACAAAAAAUUAUACCAGUGCGCUACCUGCAAGAAAUGCUACACAAAGCCAGGACUGGAUUAUCAUGAAAAAGUGCAUACUGCGAGCGUAACGCCACGCAUUUGUGAAACGUGUGGGAAAAGCUUCAAAUGUCUCGCUCAUCUGAUUAUGCACCAGAGCAAGCACAAAGAGCGUCAGCCUAGCAUUUGCCCCUGCUGCGGGAAACAGUUCAGUACAAGAGACUGCCUGAGAGCACAUAUGGUGAGGCACACCGGUGGUUACCCGUGCCCAGUGUGUGGGAAGAAAUUCUAUCAAAAAACCUACCUUAAGUGGCACCUGUACAAGCACUCGGGGCAAGAGCCGUACCUCUGCGACACCUGCGGGAAAGGCUGGCCGAGUGCAGCUCAGCUCAAGCUUCACAUGAUUCAACACACAGAGGAAAGGCCGUUCAAGUGCGAAGACUGCGGCGCGUGUUACAAGAGGAGGUCCCAUUUGAUGGCCCACCGCAGAGCCAAGCACAUCCAGCUGCGGCCGUUCGCCUGCGAGGUGUGCGGCAAAGCCUUUAGAUUAAACAAUGAGCUGAGGAAGCACACGAUGGUUCACACGGGGGAGCGGCCGUUCACGUGUCCGAGGUGUGGCAAGACGUUCACGAGAAAAACCCGCCUUAGAGAACACGGAGAAAAGGCUUGUGUGUGACUCAUUCUGCCACCACAUACAGCACAUACGAUAAGUUCUGUCAUCACCUUUGUCUCAAUGCUGCAUCUGUAUGACGGCUUUUAUAAUUAAGCGACGGAUGUGUAAAUGACCUACAACAUUUUGUCUGACACUGCGAAUGAUUUUCAUUCGCUGAGAUGAAAAGCAGCCUCGGUCCUCACAGAGUGUGUCAAAUCAAAGUCUUUUCCAAAACGUGCUCAUGUCUACAAGGUUUCCCUGAAGGCUACAUGAAGCUCGAGGCUGUCUGAUAGAAGUAAGAGGAGCAGACGGCACA